This is a messenger RNA of Oryzias latipes (Japanese medaka), 1757 nucleotides long. Its product is annotated as cytochrome P450 2J2. Gene Ontology annotation, molecular function: iron ion binding; heme binding; oxidoreductase activity, acting on paired donors, with incorporation or reduction of molecular oxygen, reduced flavin or flavoprotein as one donor, and incorporation of one atom of oxygen. Lineage: Eukaryota; Metazoa; Chordata; Actinopteri; Beloniformes; Adrianichthyidae. Gene Ontology annotation, cellular component: cytoplasm; intracellular membrane-bounded organelle. Gene Ontology annotation, biological process: xenobiotic metabolic process. The record is from RefSeq and is a predicted model, not a curated record.
GAGAGAAUAUAUGAGAGACAUUAGAUAAAACUGACACUAAUGCACGAAUACUUCUCUUCAACUUUAGGGGGAAAAAAUAAUUAAAGGAGCAAAAUUGUGAACAAUUUUUGUGCUUUUAUUUUGAAAGGUCGACGGGCAGUUUGAGUAUUUAUUGGGAGAACGCAGCUAAAGUCGCACACUCGGUCCCGACCAACUAUGGAAGCGAUUUAUUCCGUUUUAGGCUUGGAAUGGCUCGACUGGACAAGUGCUUUGCUUUUUCUGUUCGUCUUCCUGCUGUUGAGCGAUGUUUUGACGAACAGGAAGCCCAAGAACUUUCCUCCUGGCCCGCGUUCUCUGCCUUUCAUAGGAGAUCUGCACCGCAUCAGGCCGACCAUACUUCACCUGCAGUUUAAAGAGUUUGCAGCAAAAUAUGGAAAUGUUUUUAGCCUUAAUAUUUUUGGUGGAAAAACUGUGGUCCUGAAUGGAACUAAGCUACUGAAAGAGGCCCUGAUCCAAAAAGGAGACGACUUUGUAGAUCGGCCCCAAAUCCCGCUGUUUUCUGAUUUAAUAGAAAAUAAAGGUAUUGUGAUGACAAAUGGAAUCCAGUGGAAACAUCAGAGGAGAUUUGCUCUUCAUACGCUGAGAAACUUUGGUCUGGGGAAGAAAACAAUGGAGAAAUAUAUUCAGGAGGAAUGUCACUAUAUCACCCAAGCCUUUGCAGAACACCAAGGUAAGCCUUUUGAUGCCCAGCCACUGUUGAACAGUGCUGUUUCCAACAUCAUCUGCUGUUUGGUGUUUGGGGAACGAUUUGAGUACUCUGAUAAGGAGUACCAGCAAAUUCUUCAGGACCUCACCGAGGUUGUGAAACUGCAAGGAAGUUUUUCAGCACUGGCAUACAAUGUAUUUCCUUGGCUGAUGAAGAGGUUUCCUGGACCUCUUCAGAAACUGUUUACUUUGGUAGAUAAAAUAAUGGACUUUGUAAAAAUCAAGAUUGAAGAACACAAAGAAAACCUUGACCCCGCUUGUCCAAAAGACUACAUCGACUCCUUUCUUAUUGAGAUGGAAAAGAAUCAAGGCGAAGACUUUGGUUUUGAUAUCAAAAAUCUGUGUGCAUGCACAUUGGACCUGUUCGGUGCAGGAAGUGAAACAACAACCACUACAUUGUACUGGGGAUUGCUAUUCAUGAUCCAUUACCCCGACAUACAAGAGGAAGUCCACGCUGAGAUCGAUGCUGUGAUUGGUUCAUCCAGACAGCCGUCCAUGGCUGAUAAAGAAAACAUGCCCUACACUGAUGCAGUUAUCCACGAGAUACAGAGAAUGGGGGACAUUGUCCCCAUUGGGGUUGCCCGCAUGGCAAGCAGAGACACCAUGUUGGAUAAUUACACAAUUCCUAAGGGCACCAUGAUAAUGCCAGCUCUUCACACCGUCCUCCAUGAUGAGUCUGUGUGGGAGACGCCACACUCCUUCAACCCACAGCAUUUUCUGAACCAGGAUGGUACCUUUAAGAAAAGAGAGGCCUUUUUUCCUUUUGGUGCAGGUAAACGCGUGUGUCUCGGGGAGCAGCUGGCCAGGAUGGAGUUAUUCCUGUUUUUCACCUCCUUCCUGCAGAGGUUUUCGUUUUCCACAGCCGGAGGAGAAAAGCCCCCCUUGGAGGGCCGGAUGGGAACCAUUCGAUCUCCGAAAUCUUACCGUCUCUGCGCCGUACCUCGCUAAGCCACAAAACAUCUAAAAAAGAAAACAAGAAAAAUUACCGUUUAAAAUCAGCAUAAAGGUUUUUU